AUGGACUGUUUUCUUGUAGUGAUCAAAGGAUCGCCAAUGUAUCAUGUCCGAAAUCCGUUAUUGCAACAAUGGGUUCGAAUCCCUCUUCCUCCACAUCUCUCCUCCUUUGAUGUGGUGAGGUUACAAGAGAACCAAUAUUUCAACGACAAUGGAUUGGUCACAAAGAUGGAAAACGGUAUUGCCGUGGGUUACAAGGUUGUCUGGAUAUUGGCCCCACAUGUGUCUGCUAAACUCACUUUUAUGAUAUAUUCGUCUGAAACAAGAGCUUGGAAAACCGAAAAUAUGCGUUGUGUCUGUUCAAUGAUUUGGUCUAGACUAGAGUAUUCGAUUUCCCUGAACGGAAUUCUUCACUGGCUUACCUCUAGUGAUAACACCAUGACGCAAAUUAUGUUGUAUCCUAUGAUUUCUAUAAUAAUGUUGGAGGUAAUGAUGGGUGUCGUUUGA
Arabis nemorensis is the source of this 444-nucleotide messenger RNA. Lineage: Eukaryota; Viridiplantae; Streptophyta; Magnoliopsida; Brassicales; Brassicaceae. The record is from the annotation of a GenBank genome assembly.